GCUCCGCGUGCUUCAAAUCAAUAUCAAUCGCUAUGCACCAGCUGUUUCCCCCGUGGUAUACGGCACUGUGUUCCUUGCGACCACCUUUUCGACACGUUCUGAUAAUAAUUGCCGGAUGGUCUACUAGGAAAAGAAGGUUGACCAAGCUGUGAGGUGAUUGGUCGGCUGGAAUCACCAGACUUUCGAGCACAUACACAAUAUUCUACCGCACAACCACCGUUCAGUGGUUGCGUGUGAUAAGGUAUUGAAUAGUCUCAGCAAGUAGCAACGAUGCAGCAAUUUUGCUGAUUGCAAACACGUACGCGGAUUUAAUGUAUUAUGCUGAUAAAAUAUUUCGAACACAUGGCCAAUAAAAAGGAUUUCCUACGGUUGAUUAAUACUCAUACAUAUGUAGAACAAGUAUUUGGAAGCGUAGUCAUGAUCCUAACCGAGAGCUACAAUUUUAUAAAUAUACGGGACCACGCGAAGGAAACAACGUGGUGGAAAACCGAGUUUUGUGAUUCGUUGGUUUACGAGACGACGCACCGUUCGUGUACCAAAAAUAAGCGAGACAUCUUGCCUUUGCCGGUCUCUCGAGAUUCAGAAGACUCGAAGAUACUAAGAUAGAGGCAAACGUGCAGCCACCGAUUCAAAUUCACAAAGUAUAGAAAACAGAACGGAAUGAUGGGUUUGCGAUAUCUCUUCUGCGGUUAAAUCGUGGUGUAACGUGAAUCUUCAUCUCUCGAACAAUGCGACAGAGACUCGAUAUCCGUUGGAUCAUUCUCACCAUUGACUUCCUACUAUGCACUGGUUGCUUGGCUAAAGACGGGUACAUAGUCACGCGAUGGGCAGAGACCUUGGGCGACGAAUUAUGGGAACUUGCAGAAAAGGUGGCGCGACCCGAAGAGCUAUUAAGCAAAUACAAAGCGAUGAACACGCGAGUGGAAAAUAAGUCCGGGGAGGAGUUGGUGAACAUAAUCAGCGAGAACGUCGGUAGGAUGCUCCGAAGGAAGAUGGACGCGGUGACCUGCAUCCGGAUGGCGGCUGAGGAACACGCAGAAAACUGGGAGAACGACGAGGAGGAGGGAAAUUUCACUUACGUAUCCGGAAAAUAUAGUCCAGUGAACAAGGAGUUACCAAAGAUUCCAUCGAAUAUGGAAAAAAACAUCGAUGCUUACAGAAAAAUGCUGCUAACGCCUGACUCACACUUUUACAAUAUACCAGUAAAUACAAGCUUUUCGUCAGUGCAUAUACCUACAAACGUGUACGACAUGUCACCAGCGGUGAUCGAGGAUAUAAAGAAAACCGAGAUCCUCGACAAUAUCUUCCAACAAAACUACGAGUCAGAUCCGGCUUUGUCUUGGCAAUAUUUCGGCUCUGUCACGGGAAUGUUGAGACAAUAUCCUGCCAUGCAGUGGAAGAUGGAUUCUACGCAGGACAACGAAGGAGGAGAUGAAGAAGAUGAAGAAAAGCCUGACAUUUAUGAUUGCAGAGUACGUAGCUGGUUCAUUGAGGCAGCGACUUGUAGCAAGGACAUGGUAAUACUGAUGGAUACCAGCGGCAGCAUGACGGGCAUGGGAAAGACUAUUGCAAGGACAACGGUGAACGCAAUAUUGGAUACUCUGUCAAAUAAUGAUUUCGUGACUGUAUUGAGCUAUACAAACGUGACAUACGAUGUGGUGCCCUGUUUCAAAGAUAUGCUAAUCCAGGCUACUCCAGAAAAUGUGUACACUUUCAAGAAUGCUAUAGCAAAUGUUAAAACAGAAGGACUCGCUAAUCUAACAGAAGCAUUCACUAGAGCUUUCAACCUACUAAGCACAUACAGAGAAACACGCGGGUGUGGUGCAGACACAUCGUGUAAUCAGUUAAUUAUGCUUGUCACGGAUGGCGUUCCUGGAAAUCUGACAGAAGUAUUCAGAACAUGGAACUGGCGAGAUAAUGACACACACAUUCCUGUACGAGUAUUCACAUAUCUUUUGGGAAAAGAAGUUACCAAAGUUCGAGAAAUUCAAUGGAUGGCUUGUCUAAAUCGCGGCUACUAUACGCAUGUUCACACACUAGAAGAAGUUCGGGAACAAGUGCUGAAAUACAUCCCCGUGGUCGCACGACCUAUGGUUCUUCAGGAUGUGGUGCAUCCUGUCGUUUGGACCCAUGCUUACGCGGACAUUACGAAUCCAGCACUCGCCACUUGGCUGUGGCUGGUGAUGCAGCACAAGGAGCAACAAUCACGGCUUCAGAAACUUCUGAAAGGAAAACGUCUGGGCGUUCGAAUAAAUGAGGACGAUACCUACAUACAGAAGCUCCACAAGAGUGAGGACGUUCGACAGGAUGCAUCUCUACUGAACACGACAGCUUGGCAGGAAUACAGGCUCCUUACAUCCGUCAGUACGCCAGUGUUCGACCGUAAAGGGAAUCGCAACAAUCGGACAAGAAUAGCGAAUUUACUAGGUGUAGCCGGCACGGAUGUACCAAUUGACGACAUUCGAAAGCUUACAUUGCCAUACAAGCUGGGCGUGAAUGGAUAUGCUUUCAUCGUGUCCAACAACGGAUAUGUGAUACUGCACCCAGAUUUGAGGCCCGUUUACAAAGGCACAUUAAAGCGGAAUUACAACAGCAUAGAUCUCACAGAAGUGGAGAUCUUGGACGAUGGUCGUGGCCCAAGGAACCCCGGGCCAGAGGUGCUGGAACUACGAGCUGCGUUGGUGGACCACAAAAAAGGCAGCUUAAAAGGAGUACCCGUGAAAUUGCAUUACGACGACAACCGUCGUGUGUCUCUCGAAAGACGUGACUACUUCUACGCGCCUCUCCCUGGAACGCCCUUUGGCCUUGCGGUCGCUAUACCCAACUAUGGCACAACUUGGAUCAAGGUUGGGGACGAAAUCCGGAGGAACCAGAACUUGAAGGUGAAUAUCUCCGACUUCUUUACGGGCAACAACUGGCGAGUACACCCCGGUUGGGUAUACUGUCGCUUUCACUAUUUAGAGGGUCACGAAUUCAGCAGCCCCGAACAAGAGUUGAGACACUUCCUGGACCUGUUAAAUAAGCCUGGCUGGCGUUGGUCUGAACAAUACGAAAAUGAAACUGACCAUGUUCCUAACUGUGGUAGACGGACUUUGUCACAGGAUGAUUAUUAUUGUAACAAGGAAUUGAUGCAGCUGUUAGUUUUCGAUGCAAAAGCAACGAAUGCCAGCUUCAAUAGCGAUUUUGUAUUGGAUGAUCCUCGAGCGCGACAGUUAGCAGAAGAUUAUAAAAUUUUUUUAAGAUUCGUCGCCACUCAGAGUGGUUUAACUAGGUGGCAUAAUUUAGAUACAAACAAAUUACCCCAAGACGAUGAUGGCAUCGUUUUUGGUGAUCUUCACAGGAGAGCUGUAAACGAACCUUGGUAUAAAGGUGCCAUUUUCCAAAAUAUUUUAGAUCCUAACAGCAUAUCUCUGUCAGUUCCUUGGGAAGCAGGAGUAAAUGCUACAGUAACAGCUUCGAUUGGGAUAUUCCCUAAAGACGACCGCAAAACUGCACCAGCAGCAGUGAUCGGUUUUCAAAUGCCAAUGAAGGAUCUUUAUAACAGAUUUAUUAACCUAACUUCCGGCCAAUCAAACUCAUCCUCGAUAAACUGCUGCGAUUUAUGGAUAGAUUGUUACUUGCUCGAUCAGAAUGGCUUCAUCGUGAUAUCAGAAGCGCACAACGACACCGGUCAGUUCAUGGGGACACAGGAGGGUGCAGUGAUGAAUUCCAUGGUCGGCCAGGGUCUCUAUAAUCCUGUCGAUAUUUACGAUUAUCAAGCCUGGUGUGAGGAAGUUCGCAUCAGCGGUGCGGCCACUUCUCUGACGGACCCGCUGAUGUACAUCUGGAAACUGUUGCUCUGGUUUCUGUUACGUGUGACGUGGUUCACGACCCAGUUCGUGAACUUGCCAGUCGGCUACGCCAAAGUCCAUUUCGAUGAAGACGCCCCGGACCCGCCGCCUCCGCCUCGCCCUUGUCUCUAUCACUAUCCUUGCGACCAGAAAAGGGUACUUUAUAUGAUGAACAACACGAUCGCUGGCCAGGGCGUCACGAAUCAUUCGGAUUAUUGCUCAAGGCCGUUCUAUGCUCGUAGGGUUCCGCAUACAAAUUUAUUAUUGGUGGUCGUCGAUGCUAUGUAUCCAACCUGUUACAAGAGAUUAGAGGUAACACCGGUGACAAUUUCGCCGCUUGAAUACACGAAUGGCUCGGAAAGCGCGCCUUGCCAUAAAAUUCCACUAAACGAUCUUAAAAGGAGGCGUCUUGAAGGUUGCUUCACGGAGCAUCCCUUGGAAUAUGAGAUCGAGGACUGCGGAGGGGCAUCACAAUUGACUGUAUCUUUGCUAUUAUUUUCUACCGUUGUAGCUAGAAUCUUAUAUAUAUUUAUAUAAUUGUUUAAAACAAGAAGGUUAUGGAUUUGUUUAACGAUAUUAAUUGCCUUGAGUACGAUGCGAAUUACAGUAUAUAAAUGGUAUGAUAAUAAUAACGUUAAUAUUUAUUAUGUCGAACCUUAUAACUUCUUACAAAAAAAUAAAAUUAAAUAUUGAAACAUAAUUAAGAUGAAUUAAUUUUAUUAAAAAAAACGUAAGAUUGAUGAUUACUGUAACUUCGAUAGCUAUUCAGAUUAGAAAUAUUCAGCUUGAUGUUUUGUAAAGCAGACUAUGUUCUUUUUUCGUGGACCAAAGACAUCGAAGAACGAAUCGAUUGUAGCGAAGAAAAGAGAACAUAAAGCCUGACGAAAUAUCUCCCUAUCCAUGCAAGAUACGAUUUUCUGUUGGCGUCAGAAUGUCUGUUGAUAGGGUGAAAGGAGCUUGCCCCAGAAAAUGUUUUGUACCCUCCUCCACUCGGAUAUUUAGAUCAUAACUCCUUCGCCAGCUUAAUUGUAAUUUUUUAUUCCAUUUUCUUGUAUCGAAUAAAAUUAUACUCGUUAAAAAUGGCUAAUCAAAA
Bombus pascuorum is the source of this 4923-nucleotide messenger RNA. RefSeq names its product voltage-dependent calcium channel subunit alpha-2/delta-3 (gene Ca-Ma2d). The transcript is spliced from 15 exons. Bases 729 to 4367 code for a protein of 1212 amino acids. The record is from RefSeq and is a predicted model, not a curated record. NCBI's taxonomy places the organism in Eukaryota, Metazoa, Arthropoda, Insecta, Hymenoptera, Apidae. Gene Ontology annotation, cellular component: voltage-gated calcium channel complex. Gene Ontology annotation, molecular function: voltage-gated calcium channel activity.